Triticum aestivum (bread wheat) is the source of this 1839-nucleotide messenger RNA. RefSeq names its product probable 26S proteasome non-ATPase regulatory subunit 3. The transcript has 8 exons. NCBI's taxonomy places the organism in Eukaryota, Viridiplantae, Streptophyta, Magnoliopsida, Poales, Poaceae. Gene Ontology annotation, cellular component: proteasome regulatory particle, lid subcomplex; proteasome complex. The coding region runs from base 119 to 1585 and encodes 488 amino acids. Gene Ontology annotation, biological process: ubiquitin-dependent protein catabolic process; regulation of protein catabolic process. The record is from RefSeq and is a predicted model, not a curated record. Gene Ontology annotation, molecular function: enzyme regulator activity.
CACCGCUGUGUAGAUGAAAGUGUGAGGUGACCUUCUUAAGCCACAAGGAACAAAGCAGAAGGCUCCUCCGCACCCAAGCUUCGGCACCAAUACUCCGCACUCUCCCCUUGCCGCCGGGAUGGACGUGCAGAUGGGCGAGCCGCAGGCGGCCCCUCCUUCCGCCGCCGUAGAGGCGGCGCCGGCCCCCUCCACCCUCCACCAUCUGAAGGAGAUCGCCGCGGUGAUCGAGGCGGGGUCGCUCUCCAAGGAGGUCCGCCGGAUCUCCCGCGCCGUCCGCCUCACCGUCGCCCUGCGCCGCCGCCUCGCCGCCCGCGACGUCUCGGCCUUCCUCGCCUUCGCCCUCCCGGUCUCCAGCGACGCAUACGCCCGCCUCACUCCCCUCCUCCCCAAGGAAGAUGAAGCUGAGAUGGAUAUUGAUGCAGCAGCUCCAGCAACUCAGAUUUCUAUCAAGCAUGGCCUUCCUGAGAUUGAAAUAUAUUGUUCUUUGCUUGUUCUGAUUUUCCUCAUUGAUCAGAAGAAAUACGACGAGGCUAAAGCAUGCGCAACUGGAAGCAUUGCUCGUCUGAAGAACUUGAACAGGAGAACUGUUGAUGUUUUGGCUUCUAGACUAUACUUUUAUUAUUCAUAUGUGUAUGAACUUACAAACACCCUUGCUGAAAUUCGUGGUAAUCUCCUUGGGUUACAUAGAAUGGCAACUUUACAUCACGAUGAGCUUGGUCAGGAAACCCUGCUCAACCUGCUUCUCCGCAAUUACCUCCACUAUAACUUGUAUGACCAGGCAGAGAAACUUAGGUCGAAGGCACCACGUUUUGAAGCCCAUUCCAACCAGCAAUUCUGCCGGUACCUCUUCUACUUGGGGAAAAUCAGAACAAUUCAGUUGGAGUACACUGAUGCUAAAGAAAGCCUCCUGCAAGCUGCUAGGAAGGCACCGGCUGCAGCUCGUGGUUUUAGGAUUCAGUGCAAUAAAUGGGCUAUCAUAGUAAGGCUGCUUCUUGGGGAGAUCCCAGAGAGGACUGUUUUCAUGCAGAAAGGAAUGAAGGAAGCUUUGGCACCAUAUUUUGAGCUUACAAAUGCCGUCAGGAUUGGCGAUUUGGAACUGUUUAGAGCUGUUGCAGACAAAUUUGCAAGCACAUUCAGUGCAGACAGGACUCACAAUUUGAUUGUGAGGCUCCGCCACAAUGUCAUUCGAACUGGACUACGCAACAUCAGCAUUUCAUACUCGCGGAUCUCCCUUGCUGAUAUUGCGAAGAAGCUAAGGCUAGACACUGAGAAUCCUGUUGCUGAUGCGGAGUGCAUCGUAACCAAGGCCAUAAGAGAUGGUGCAAUUGAUGCCACCAUAGACCAUGCAAAUGGCUGGAUGGUGUCGAAAGAAACUGGCGAUGUCUACUCGACAAAUGAACCCCAGGCUGCAUUCAACUCCAGAAUCGCUUUCUGCCUCAACAUGCAUAAUGAAGCGGUCAAGGCCAUGAGGUUCCCCCCGAAUUCUCAUAAGGAAAAGGAGAGCGCUGAGAAGCGCCGAGAAAGGCUCCAGCAGGAGGAAGAGCUGGCAAAGCACAUGGCCGAGGAGGAUGACGAUGAUUUUUAAGUUGGUCUGUUUUUUUUUGAAUUGUUGAUUUUAGAUCCCUGAAAUCACUGAAUUCUCCCCUUGAGGGAGAUUUGAAUCAUGUAAAACUUUUUACAUCUUCUGUAGUUCUAUGUUGAUCAGCACUUCAUUGGACCGUAAAUGUGUUUUGAGUUUAUCUUUUCUCUUCCUUGUCGAAACUGGGUUUGAGGAUCUCUGUACCAUUUGAAAUCCACCUUGUCCAUUCAAGACUUUUGGUAUGUCUGUGCUUCCUGACA